Molecule: messenger RNA, 745 nt
Organism: Parathielavia appendiculata
Lineage: Eukaryota; Fungi; Ascomycota; Sordariomycetes; Sordariales; Chaetomiaceae
Exons: 1
Coding region: 119-511 (130 amino acids)
Source: RefSeq, a predicted model, not a curated record
CUUCAACGCCAUCUCAAAGCAUCCAUCAAUUGGUGUUGCAUUUUCAGGAUGGGAAGUGAGCGCCCGCGGGAUACAGAGAGAUGGGACAACGUGUUAGAAGAACACAUGCGUCAGGAGCAUGCCUGGUUUCGAAUAUCGGAAGAGGUAUGCACAAUUAGACCCUGGUUUGUUUGUUAGCGCGGAUGUUGUGAAGGAAACAAAGACAAACUGUGGUAUUCGCCGUCUUCUCUUCCUCUUCAUUUUAUUUUUUCUUCCUUUUUCUUUUUCUUAUUUUUCUGGACCUUUCAUACUUCUUUCUAUUACUCACUUUUCCUCCUGUAUAUUCCCUUCCGUUUUUAGUUUUCUGACUUUUCUUCCCUUCUUUUAUUUACCCUUCCGUUUUCUCACUGGGCCGCCAUGUGCCACGCUAACAAACAAACCAGGGUCGGAUUGUAUGCUCAAUGCCGGCACAGGCUAUUGUGGAACGAGCAGUGAACCAGGAAUCUCAACACUUCAGCUGAAGACCCAUUGAGUAUCUGCUCCAUGGUUCUUACAUCCAACCGGGCCGGCCAAUUUCAGCCAAUCCAUCAGUUGGUUGGCUCUUUUCUUCACUGUCUUUAGUUCCCUUCGAUUCCGCCCAAUUCGUUGUCCCAUUUUUAGCCGUGUUCGAGCUUUACCGAGUCCCUUCUUCGUUGCUAUCGGACAUUUCCGGGGUCUUCGCACUCACUUGACGGUGGCGGGGCCGGGAUCCCCUCCCCGCACCGUG